Molecule: messenger RNA, 315 nt
Organism: Morchella importuna
Lineage: Eukaryota; Fungi; Ascomycota; Pezizomycetes; Pezizales; Morchellaceae
Exons: 1
Coding region: 1-315 (104 amino acids)
Source: RefSeq, a predicted model, not a curated record
AUGCCUAUCAAGCUCAUCAAUAUCAUCAAUCACAGCAACCUCAGCAACCUCAGCAACCUCAGCAACCUCAGCAAUCUCAACAAGCUCGGCAAAACUACGAUACCUAUUGCGUUAAAGCUGCGGAAGCUCUGCGAGCUCAUCAAGAUCACCAAAUCUAUUACGGUCAAACUAAACAAGAUUACCAACCUUAUGAUACCCAUGCUCAGAAAGUCUACCAGCAACCCCGCCAGCAACCUUACCCUGCGAAACAACCUCAAUAUUCAGCCCCGACUGCACGUUCUAAAUGUCCUAAAUGCAGCGAAAAUAAAUACUUAG